This is a messenger RNA of Nicotiana tabacum (common tobacco), 1358 nucleotides long. Its product is annotated as putative pectinesterase 68. The record is from RefSeq and is a predicted model, not a curated record. Lineage: Eukaryota; Viridiplantae; Streptophyta; Magnoliopsida; Solanales; Solanaceae. Gene Ontology annotation, molecular function: pectinesterase activity. Gene Ontology annotation, biological process: pectin catabolic process; cell wall modification.
CCCAAGAUUACAUUCUCUCUCAAAUUCUUUCAGGAUAUUAAAUUCUAUUAUAAUGGCUGUUUUCAGUUCUUAUUUUACCAUAUUCACAAUUUUCUUCGUACAUUACUUUUUAUUCUUCUUCUUCUUCUUCUUUUUUGCAGAUUGUAGCAGUGUAUCAGCAGCUUCCAGUUUUAUCAAGCACCGCCACCAUAAAUGGAUCGGACCUUCAGGCACUCGCCAUAUCUCAGUUAACGUUAAUGGUUUUGGAGAUUACCAGUCAGUUCAGGCUGCUGUGGACUCUAUUCCACACAACAACCGAAUGAAUGUCAUUAUUGACAUUUGCCCUGGUUAUUACAUAGAGAAAGUGGUGGUGCCAGAAACAAAGCCAUACAUAACAUUUCAAGGAGCAGGAAGGGAAGUGACGAUAAUAGAAUGGCAUGAUAGAGCAAAGGACAAAGGCGCAGAUGGACAACAGCUUCGUACCUAUCAAACUGCUUCUGUCACUGUUUAUGCUCCUUUUUUCUCUGCUCGAAAUAUUAGCUUCAAAAACACAGCACCAGCACCAUUGCCAGGAAUGCAGGGAUGGCAAGCAGUGGCAUUUCGGAUAUCAGGCGACAAGGCUUUCUUCUCCGGCUGUGGAUUCUACGGCGCACAGGACACUCUCUGCGACGACGCCGGUCGCCAUUACUUCAAAGAAUGUUACAUUGAGGGCUCUAUCGACUUCAUUUUUGGCAAUGGUCGCUCCAUGUAUAAGGACUGCGAGCUACAUUCAAUAGCCACAAGAUUUGGGUCCAUAGCAGCCCAAGAUAGAAGAUCCUCCGACGAGAAGUCUGGAUUUGCAUUCAUAGGGUGCAGGGUUACAGGGUCCGGCCCACUUUACGUGGGCCGUGCUAUGGGCCAAUACUCCAGAAUUGUCUAUUCUUACACCUACUUCGAUGACGUUGUAGCCCAUGGUGGCUGGGAUGACUGGGACCACGUCAGCAACAAGAACAAGACUGCAUUUUUUGGAGUGUACAAAUGCUGGGGGCCAGGAGCAGCAGCAGUGAUGGGAGUAUCAUGGGCCCGUGAGCUGGAUUACGACACUGCCCACCCAUUUCUAGCCAAGAGCUUUGUCAACGGACGCCACUGGAUUGCUCCCUCUGACGCUUAAACAUUUUUUGCAUCUGUUGCCAUUUAAUCAAUUCUUUAAUUCCAUUCCAUUCAUUUUGUUUAUAUUAGAAAUAAGUUAUAAAGGAAACGAUAGUGAUCUCUUUGUACCUUUGUUUACUUAUGUUUUCUCGUAUGAAUGUGGGAAUCCCAUUUUUUGUAUCAACACAAAAUAUGAUUAUUGAACUCUAUAUAUUAACAAGUGAAAAUCAUCGAUGCAACUGUCGAGUGAA